GAAAUUGCUAAUGCAAUUUCAUUUAUUAUUUUUACAGCUCUGUUUCUGAAGAAUACUGGUUUGGAUCAAGACCAAAAUGGCCAAAUUAACUCUUUUAGCAGGACUGGGCAUCUUGCUUACAGUGCAGAUUGCGGCCUCUACAAAGCUGGUGUGCUACAUGACCAACUGGUCCCAGUACAGACCUGGCAAUGGGAAGUUCUUGCCAGACAACAUUGAUCCGUUCCUCUGCACUCAUGUGGUCUAUGCUCUGGCAAGCAUCAACUACAGAAAUGAAAUCACCACCGUCGAAUGGAAUGAUGACGUGCUGUACAAGUCACUGAAUGACCUGAAACAAGUAAAUCCUGCAUUGAAGACCUUGCUGUCUGUUGGAGGAUUGACCAAUGGCGUCAGUCCAUACAUUGGAGUGGUGUCCACACCAGAGACCCGCAAGACUUUCAUCCGUUCUGCAUUGUUGUUCCUGCGUCUCCAUGAAUUUGACGGUAUGGACAUUGACUGGCAGUACCCUGGUCACAAUGGCAGCCCACCAGACGACAAGCAGAGGUUUACUACAUUCCUCAAGGAACUGAGAGAAGCUAUUGAACAGGAGGCCGUAGACACGAAGAAAACUCCUCUGGUGCUCUCAUGCAAAGUGUCCGGCAUCAAGUCUACUAUUGAUAAAGCUUAUGAGAUUGCUGAAAUUUCAGGUUUGUUGGACUUUUUGACCAUCAUGUCUUAUGACUACCAUGGCCACUGGGACUCCUUAACAGGGCACAACAGUCCCCUUUUCCGCAGCUCCAUUGACAGUGGGAACGUCUUUGACCACAAUAUCAACUCCUCUGUGGCUUCCUGGCUCAGCAGUGGAGCCCCCGCUGACAGGCUGCUUCUUGGCUUCCCCACAUUCGGACGCACAUUCUUGCUCUCCACAUCGCAAACAGGUCUCGGAGCCCCAGCCAAAGGCCCCGCUGAUGCCGGACCCUACACACGCGAAGCAGGCUUCUGGUCCUAUUAUGAGAUUUGCCCCAUGGAAUCAAGUGUCACUAUUGAAUGGAUCGAUGAGCAGAUGGUGCCCUAUGCAGUUCAAGGAAAUGCCUGGGUCGGAUUUGACAACCGUGAAAGCUUUACUGCUAAGGUACAGUAUCUUAACUCCUUAAACUUGGCUGGAGCUUCAGUGUGGACCUUGGAUUUGGACGAUUUUGCUGGCCGUUUCUGCAACAGCGGAGCUUACCCUCUUGUCAACCAUUUGCGCAACUCACUAGGUUUCUCACCCAAGCCCACCACUACACCACGUCCCACCACGACCGCUGACCCCAUCGCCUCUUUCUGUGUUGGUAAACCAGAUGGCCUGUACCCCAACCUUGCUGAUGAGACCACUUACUUCCACUGUUUCCGUGGAAACACAUACCUGCAGAAAUGCCAGCCCGGUCUGGUCUUUAUUGACAACUGUAAAUGUUGUGAUUGGCCUUGAGCUCAAGUUCAGAUCUGCUCUUCCUGUUCAAUAAAGCUGUCCAGGAGUCUC
Molecule: messenger RNA, 1495 nt
Organism: Rhinichthys klamathensis goyatoka
Lineage: Eukaryota; Metazoa; Chordata; Actinopteri; Cypriniformes; Leuciscidae
Gene: chia.1
Product: chitinase, acidic.1
Exons: 11
Coding region: 77-1444 (455 amino acids)
Biological process (GO): chitin catabolic process; carbohydrate metabolic process
Cellular component (GO): extracellular region
Molecular function (GO): chitinase activity; chitin binding
Source: RefSeq, a predicted model, not a curated record